Hyaloscypha bicolor E is the source of this 2268-nucleotide messenger RNA. RefSeq lists its product as uncharacterized. The coding region runs from base 1 to 2268 and encodes 755 amino acids. The record is from RefSeq and is a predicted model, not a curated record. The transcript has 5 exons. NCBI's taxonomy places the organism in Eukaryota, Fungi, Ascomycota, Leotiomycetes, Helotiales, Hyaloscyphaceae.
AUGGCCCCGAGACGGUACGCGCCCGUCGACCCACGACCGCCGAAUACCUCGGUGCAGGACCUUCAACUCCUUCAUUGUCGUGUCGAACGUCGUCGACCCAAACCGAAGAGUAAGCGCCCGCCCGGGUAUUACCAGAACCUCAUCGAGCGACACGAUAACCUGAAGGCUACGAUCAAACAUAGGUAUGCCGAUGCGACGAAGGACAAUCUUUCGGGUAUCAAAAGCAAGUUUGUCAGGUUCUGUGAUGAUCAGCUCAGGAAGAAUUGGCGCUCUGUGAUCCGGGACUGCUCCCUGGGGACCACGCUGGCAUUCCUCAAGCACAUCCACGACGAGGACAGGGUGAGCAAAAGGGGUGCGAUGCAACAAUACAUAGCACAGUUCAAGAUGCUAUUCAACCGAGAGAAUGGCCGUCACAUGGAUACCAAUAUUGGGAAAGAGGCCCUGAAGUACAUCGACACGUUCGGGCUUGAUAAUACUGUCAAGUCGAAGCCUGUCCUGGGCGUGGACGACCUGCUGCUCUUACUCAACCACCACUGGGCCCGUGACACCUCUACAUUCCCCACCGAGCGGCACCGGGUGCAGUUCGCACUGAUCCUGCUCCUCCUCUUUGGCACCGGUUGUCGGCCUGCCGAGCUAGUCGAUGCCAAAAAGAAGAGAAGAGACGAUACCGGUUCUGAGGACGAUGAUCUGGACGACGACGAUAGCCUUGCCGUUGAGAAGAGUGAUAACGGUUUCGGUACCGAGGGCGAUACGGACUUCCGUGGCCGCAACGACGAUGCUCUUGAAGGCGUCGCCGCUACGAGUGGGGUUGAAGAGGACAUUAGACAUUAUGACGCGAUCUGCUAUGAGGAUGUGCGCCUGCUGGUUGUGCGCAGUCCCGGCGACGGAGAGCGGGAUGUGCUCGCUAUGGAGGUUACGAUGGCUCACCACAAAGGACACAAGAGACGCCCAAAGCCUACGAUAUUCUUCUUUACCGAAGUAGACGACCCGAUCUUCUGUCCCAUCACGCACCUCGUCUCCCUCGCCCUCGCAGACGGCGCGUUUGAGGCGCCGAGCCUGACGACUCCCAGGCGGGUCUUUGAGCACAAGGUCUGGGGCCCAGUCUUGUGCACGCCGCUGCGCUGGAAGCAGGAAAGGCUCAAGACGCCCAUCUUCCGUCGAGAGGAGGGCAGCGCUAACCCCUCGCUAGAGAGGGCUCUUCCAUACUCUCAGUUUAAGCACUGCCUUAACCGCCUCGGGCUUGCGGCGGGCUUCAAGGAUACGCUGACCAGCUACUGCUUUCGACGUGGGACCGCAAAUGUCGUUGAUCGUACUGCCACCGAUGCCGUUCGGGACCAGGUCAUGCGACACAACCCGAACUCGGCCGUAUAUAAUGGGUCCUAUAUCAAUGAGCGGGUGUGGUUUGACGUCCAGUCCGCCGUCCUCGAGCGUCCCUCGGCAGACGGCGUCCUUCGCAUGCUGACGCACAUGAGUCUCAUGCGCGAUCCCCGCGCCCCGAUUCACGUCCCUGACGACGUCCUGGCCGCGCUCCCUCCCGAUCCAGAUGUCACCGCACUUGAGCAGGAGCGAGAGAAGUUGAAGGCCGGGGCAUACAGAGUUCAAGGGACGGACGUGGAGGCAGAAGUCCGGCGACUCACCACCGCAAUCGGUAGUGCUAGGAGCAGGCGUCGAAACAUCAUCUCUGAAGAAUACCGGGCAGACUACUUCCGCCGCCGCCCGACGGAAGACAUUGAGAAGCAGAACAGCGGACAGGAGGAGGAAGAGUAUAUCGAGCCAGUGGUUCAGCAUCAGAUCCCCCAAAGGACGCAGCUGGCUGACCUCAUCUGUACUCGCGUUACAAACAUCACCCCGCAAGACGCUAUCGAUCGCCGGAUUCAGGCCGCCGAUUUCAUGCAGGCUCUCUGCGGCUGUCGUGAGGUAGCCCCACGAUACCGACUUCGCGUCGCCCUUCCUCUACCAACUCUUUUCAAAGAAGAGUCCCCUGAGGUCGGACCCCUCGCUCCUGUCUUCCCCCUCGUCUGUGGCAAGACUCAGUGCCUGUUCUGUAUUGGCGACGAAUUGAAGAGCUACGAAGAGCGGAUGGGCUCCUUUUGCCGCGUUUCUAAGAUGAGGGAUCACGUCGAACGUAUUCACUUGCAAGGUAUCGUACCGGAGGAGAAAUUUCCCUGUUACCAUCCCGUAUGCAAGUCUCAAGGGCUAGUCCUCGAGCACUUGCAGCAUUUCAAAAAUCACAUACAGACCGUCCACGGGGUCAGCCUUCGAGAGUAG